CUCCAGCAUCACAUCCCUGAAUAACUUUUUCUGGGAUAGGUGCAAGUUUCCACUCCUCCAAGGAGAAUUCCACAGCCACGUCCUGGAAUGAGGGAGAGGCCCAUGUGGAGGCUUUUGUGCAGAGGCAGCGGGGGCCCGGCAUCCUCAUCAGGAGUCAGAGCCGCGCGAGAGCCACCGUGGCAGCCCGGGGAGGACGGACUGCGGGGUGGCCCGGGAGCAGAUUGCGGCAGCACCGCCUGUCCCGGGAGAUCUGAGCCGCCCAACGGAGCUGGCGGCCUUGGAGAGGGCGGCAGGGAGGGGACGGCUUUGCCCCGGGAGGAGCCACCAGACUGGCCAGCUGAGGGGAAGGUGGACAGUGAAAAUGGGCUACAAAAGAGAGCAAUGGAAGAGCACUGAGGACCAGCCCUGGUCCUGCACGUGCCCUGCGCAGGUUAGGAGGCCAGCUGAUUCUCUGGAAUAAGAUCCUUCACAGGAACUCAGCCCACGGGAGACAGGAGGGUCCCAAAAUGAAAUCAUAAGGACACCAAGGACAACAGUUUCUUUGAGGAAGAAAAACAGUUGUCUGAUGGACGCACAGACAGCUUGUUCACCAACCCAGGCGUGUCUUCAUGGGCAAGACUGCCCAGGUUCCACCUCUUGAUUUCUCCUGGAGUUGCAGACAUAGCUCAGGGAGGAAGAGUAAAUGCUUCAAGGACAUCUUUUGGGGGCAGCUAGGUGGUGCAGUGGA
Messenger RNA from Phascolarctos cinereus (koala), 727 nucleotides. Lineage: Eukaryota; Metazoa; Chordata; Mammalia; Diprotodontia; Phascolarctidae. The record is from RefSeq and is a predicted model, not a curated record.